Molecule: messenger RNA, 2304 nt
Organism: Brettanomyces bruxellensis
Lineage: Eukaryota; Fungi; Ascomycota; Pichiomycetes; Pichiales; Pichiaceae
Exons: 1
Coding region: 1-2304 (767 amino acids)
Biological process (GO): protein phosphorylation; cellular hyperosmotic response; MAPK cascade
Molecular function (GO): ATP binding; MAP kinase kinase activity
Source: RefSeq, a predicted model, not a curated record
AUGUCACACAAUCAUUCAUCUUCGCAAAAUUCAAAAAGCACCGGUUCCUCGCUGCCCCACAGACAGCACAGUGUCAGAAACAUGAAUCCAAACGUUCAGGCAAAGUUAGUGGCCUUUCAGACACAGAGGCGGCAGAGAAUGGAGGAGCAGCAUCGCUACCAAUCAGAAUCUUAUGAUGAUUCUCCACCUGUCUCAUCAGCAGCAAACACAAUGUCAAGAAAUUCCAGUUUGCUGCGAUCCCCUUACGGAUCGGCAUCCAAGACCAAUUCACAAAGAGAUUCAGACCACCUCGUCGAUUCCAAGUCGCCCUCCCUCACAGGUUCAACAUUUGACUCGUGUUCCUUCACUGACUCUGAUUCCGACUCGUGUCUGGAUUCUGAUUCAUGUGAGAAUUCAAAUUUGGACCCGGCCUCUGACUCUGACUCCAGAAUAACCCAAAGGCCCGCCAUGCGACUGCGAAGAGCCAGUCAGGCCAACCAUACUCCAGCAAUUGGCUCUGUUGGUCUUUUCACCUCCAAUCCUCGCAACAGAUCACUUUCCAGUCCGUUGAUGGUGUCCAAUCCGCAAAUGUUCAGCCCUUCACUAAUGGAAAACAAGCAGAAGGCCUCCAAAUCGGAGUGCAGGGACCGCUUUGGCAGGCUUAGAACUGGCCUGGAUUCGGUAAAGCACUCGCGAACUGCCUGUUCAUCUUCUUCAACACCUUCUUCCGGCUCCUCGAGGCCGAAACGCUCUCUAUCUGAACGUAGAGGCAUGAAGUUGGACCUCAGCUCGUUGCAUUUGACAACAGUCAAGGACGGAAAAGGUAUCGGCAGUGCGCCAACCACGAAGACAGACAAUGGUGUGUCUUUUUCUCCCAGGUUGAGAUUUGCGAACUUCAACAGUAACGAUAAUGAUAAUGACGGUAACAAUGGCGACGGCACCAACGAUAAAGGUGAUAACAAUGAUAAGGGCCGCAGUAAUAACAGAAAUAACAUUAAUAAUAGCAAUACCAAAGGCAUAAGCACCACCAGCAGCAAUAUCAUUGCAAGCUUGGGGCUCAACCUAGAUUCAGGCUUGCGGACAAUGCCCGCCGUCCCAAAUAUGGCUCUUACACCAGAUGCAAAUGAGGACUUUAGACGAUCGUCAACUGCAGAGUCGUUAAACUCGCAGGACUCUUUAAAAACGCCAGAUUCGUGUAAGCAAUUGUGGAAUCCGGUGGAACAAGUGGCUGAGGACGAUGAUGUACAGUAUCAGCCGCAAGGCUUGUUUGCUCCCUUUGCCAAGUAUGUCGAUAUCAAGUCCGGUUCGUUGAACUUUGCGGGAAAAGCGUCUGUGCAUGCCAAAGGAAUUGAUUUUUCGAACGGAUCUUCGUUUAGAAUCUCGAUGGAUGACCUUGAGAUUCUUGGGGAGUUGGGCAGAGGAAACUAUGGGUUAGUUUCCAAGGUGUUGCACAAGCCUACAGGUGUAAUUAUGGCAAUGAAGGAGGUCCGGCUGGAAUUAGACGACUCGAAGUUCCGCCAGAUUCUAAUGGAGUUGGAAGUUCUGCACAAUUGCGACAGUAACUGCAUCGUCGAGUUUUACGGUGCGUUCUUCGUCGAAGGUGCCGUUUAUAUGUGCAUGGAAUACAUGCAAGGAGGUUCCUUGGAUAGAAUUUACGAUGGUGGAGUUCCUGAACUACAACUUCGAUACAUCACCAGACAGGUGGUCCAUGGCUUGAAGCAGCUAAAAGAUGAUCAUAACAUCAUACACCGUGAUGUGAAACCCACAAAUAUAUUGGUCAACCGGCAGGGUGAGGUAAAAUUGUGCGAUUUCGGUGUCAGUGGAAAUUUGGUCGCAUCUUUGGCCAAGACCAACAUCGGAUGCCAGUCUUAUAUGGCUCCAGAAAGAAUAAAGGCUCCUGCCAAAGGUGCAAGCACAUAUUCUGUCCAAUCAGAUGUCUGGUCGCUGGGUUUAUCCAUAUUGGAAAUUGCCAUGGGCAGAUAUCCUUAUCCUCCCGAGACCUCUGCCAACAUCUUUUCACAAUUAAGCGCUAUAGUCGAAGGUGAGCCACCUGAGCUUCCAAAGAAGUUGUUUUCUAAGCAAGGCCGCCAGUUCGUGAAACGCUGUUUACGUAAAGACCCAAAGACUCGUCCUACAUAUGCCCAAAUGCUUGAUGAUCCUUGGCUGACAGACUUUGAUGUAGGUCUGGGCCAACGUAAAAUGGCCCAACUUGUUGCUGAGAGGCUGACAAAACGUUCUGAAAAGGGUACAAGCUCUCAAAACGAUAGAACUCCUGCUUUGCAUCGUGUUGACCUCAAGUUUUUGGGCAAGAAGCACAAGAAAUGA